GUUCGUUCAAAAAAGUGCUGCCUAAGACAUAAAGAUAUCUGGAUAAACUAAUGGCUAUGAACUCGGCCCUUUUUUUGUUGUGGAUGUAGACGUGGCCUCACAUAUCACCUCGUAUUGUCCUUCAUAAGCUCGGCAGUGGUUAGCAUAUCUUGGAACCCGACCCCACGGGUUUGAUUGUUCAUUUCGACGUGCGGUUACCAUCAAAGAUUCUUUAGUUGUUCAGAUCAUUCGGGCUGCGGCAAGAUCCAGUAGCGAUCGAAAGAUCGGUGUCAACCGGCCAACGGUAUGGACGCGACUCCAGGCGGAACAGCCAAAAAGUUAAAGGCGUGCACCAAUUGCACAAAUGCAAAGACAAAAUGCACGCCUUAUGGAAAUUUGAACAACCUGUGUGAACGAUGCCAUCGAUUGGGCAAGGCUUGUCACUACGCCGAAGCCACCGUUCGACCAAAGAAGAACCGAUUGUCAUCAAGAAAGCAGCUUGAGGAAAAAGUGGACAGCUUGGUGAACCUGCUUUCCACCAUUCGAAACAACUCGCCAUCCGGCAAUAUUGACUCAUCUGUCCCUGGUGGCAGGUCCUCUGCCGUUCCGAUUCGGAGUUCAUCAUCUUUCAAAGGAUCACCUGGAACAGAUUCUGCGCUUGGCUCAUCGCAUGUAGACACACCAAAUGUGUCUCCCGAAAAUCCGCCCGCAGAUGUUCUCGAAUCAAUUCCGAUCGAGAUACAGAAUCAUAGAUUCUCACUUUAUUGCCGAGAAUAUGUGCAAGCCUUCCCCUUCGUCACUUUUGCACCGUCAGAGACAGUGUCGACAAUGCAGAUUAACCGCCCUUUGACAUUGAAGUCUCUCAUUGCUGUCACCUUACAUGAAGACAUGAACCUUCAACGAAAAGCAAUUCACGAGAUGAAUGCCAUGAUUAAGAAAGCCAUGAUGUCGAGGGCGACGUAUAGCUUCGACCUACUCCAAGCGAUCCUAAUCCAGAUUGCCUUUUAUCAUUUGCAGUUUCGGAGUCACACUCAGGAGCUGUUAUUGUUCCUCAAUUUUGCUAUUACUCUUGCACAUGAAGUCGGCAUCGACAAGAGUCCCAGCGACAGAAGACUUGGUAUGACCGCACAUGCCCUGACCACCGCGCCUAUGGAAGGAGUGAAGUACGAACAAUGGCGUGCGUUACUUGGUGUGUAUUACGAAGCGGCAAUUUUCGCCCAAGCAUUCCGUAAGCCGCGAUUAAUGCAAUAUACCAAGUAUAUGGAGCAAUGCCGCCGAAGAUUACUUGAUGCACUCGAAAUGCAAACCGACUAUUCGAUAGAUGUCUUGAUAGGUUUGCAGAAUAUUUGCUUAGAUGCACUCGACGUCUUUACCCUUUACGAUUUUGAGAAUCCGGAAAUAAGCGGUGACCUUGCCAUCAAAACGAUAAUUCACGGUAUGAUGGAAAGACUACGGGCUAUCGAAGAGAAAGCCCAAAAGGAUCGAAACUCUUCGUUACUCCCUCACGAAGUUCGACUGCUCAUGUACGCUCGAACUUAUGUUCACGAAGUCGCUGUUCACAAGGAUUUCUGGCAAGUGCCAUCGGAACUAAAUGGGUCUGCUAUAUCGACUAUACGGACCCAACUGGGCUGGAAGGGCCUUGCGCUGGCGAAAGAGCUCGCCACGUAUUAUGCCAAUUUACCUUCCGCGGAGUGGCUGAAGCUGGACACGGGGCCAUGUACUCAAAUGUUGUAUUCUCUUAUUAUGCUCAACAAGUACGUUUCACUGGACAGUGCAGAUACUGCACCAAACUCAGCCAAUCACUGGGACGUCCAACUGGCUUUUAGAGAAGCAGAAUUACACAAGCUCGGCACUAGGAUUAUCGAGCAACUGUCCGCACUAGUUGUGACAGACAAGCUCUACGACGACAGUCGACCGAUAUGGUGGGCACUUGGCUGGAUAAUCAAAAAUAUGGUCUACGGUCACCAGCAACGGAUAUGUGCUGGACAGCUGUCGUUUCAGCGACCAUCCAAAGACGAGCCACUUACGACGAUCAGGACCCCUGUCUUACAAGAGACUCCAGCUGAAGAUCAGCCUACGCCUGAUAUCCCGAGGGACGAUAAACCGCCAGAAAUUCCUUUUGCAACAUCAUUUCCAGAUGUCACAUUUGACAAUUCAGUUAUGUGGGCAGAAGGGUUUCAAACUGCCAUGUGGGACACGAUGAUGAACGACAUGACCACCCUGCCAUUCGGCUAGAUCUUAUUGCAAGGAACAUCAUAUCUUUUCCUUUUCUUUUUUUUUGGUUUAUGGAGCCAUUUUGUAUCGAAUAUGUAUUAUACAUAGUUUUUAAGUAAAGGCAGAUCCUACUUCGAGCCUUAUGCAAAAAGAGCUGGCAACCCAUAGGGCGGCUGCUAUGUGUUCUAUAUUAUCAUUACAUUCUAGCAAUGUUGGAACUAGCCUAGGUGUGGGUAUAAAGGCAGCUCGGCUCAUUCGAAAGAUUCUCGUACAAGAUCAUUGAUG
This is a messenger RNA of Verruconis gallopava, 2478 nucleotides long. RefSeq lists its product as uncharacterized. NCBI's taxonomy places the organism in Eukaryota, Fungi, Ascomycota, Dothideomycetes, Venturiales, Sympoventuriaceae. Gene Ontology annotation, cellular component: nucleus. Bases 286 to 2214 code for a protein of 642 amino acids. Gene Ontology annotation, biological process: regulation of DNA-templated transcription. The transcript has 4 exons. Gene Ontology annotation, molecular function: zinc ion binding; DNA-binding transcription factor activity, RNA polymerase II-specific; transcription cis-regulatory region binding. The record is from RefSeq and is a predicted model, not a curated record.